This is a messenger RNA of Tachysurus fulvidraco (yellow catfish), 2256 nucleotides long. RefSeq names its product GTPase IMAP family member 9-like. Lineage: Eukaryota; Metazoa; Chordata; Actinopteri; Siluriformes; Bagridae. The record is from RefSeq and is a predicted model, not a curated record. Gene Ontology annotation, molecular function: GTP binding. Bases 126 to 1178 code for a protein of 350 amino acids. The transcript is spliced from 4 exons.
AUUCCCUGAGAGAGGAAAUGAAAGUGAAAGUGAUCAUUCCUGAAUACAAAACUUAGUUACUUAGCCACUGAAAGGUUGUGUGUUUGCUCCGUCCAACAUAGAGACUUUAACCAUCAACAAGUACAAUGGCAGCUUUGCAGAAUGAGCUUACAGAAAAAAAGCCUUCACAGAACACAGAACAGAAGAAAACGUCCUGGAUGCCUUCUUCUAAACUAUUUGUAUGUUUGGGAUGUUUGCUUAUGGUAUUUCUUGGGAUUCAGAUACAACAGAACAAGCCUUCAAGUGAAGAAGUUCAAGAAUCCAGUGACGAGCUUCGAAUCCUGAUGAUUGGAAAGACAGGUGUGGGCAAAAGUGCAACAGGAAACACCAUCCUUGGAAGAAAGGCUUUUAAAUCUGAUAUGUCUUCUUCAUCUGUAACCACAUGGUGUGAGAAAGAAAAUGGACAUGUCCAUGGCAGAAAAGUGUCUGUUAUUGACUCUCCAGGGCUGUUUGACACUCAGUUAUCUGUAGAUGAGGUGGUCGGUCGGAUUAAGCUGUGCAUUCCCUUCUCUGCUCCAGGACCUCAUGUCUUUUUAGUUGUGAUUCAAAUAAGUAGAUUUACAGAGGAAGAAGAAAAAACAGUUCAGCUAUUUCAAGCCAUUUUUGGAGAAAAGUCCUCCAGGUACACUAUGGCUCUCUUCACUCAUGGAGAUCAACUAAAGGGGAAAAAUAUUCAUCAGUUUGUUCGGAACAAUACAAAGCUUUUGAAUUUUAUCAAGAAAUGCAAUGGAGGAUACCAUGUGUUUAAUAAUGAAGACCAGAAUCCAGAACAAGUCAUCCAGCUUCUACACCAGAUAGAUAAGAUGGUCACUGUAAAUGGUGGAGACCAUUACACUACAGAGAUGCUUCAGGAAGCAGAGAGAGCGAUAGAAGCAGAGAAAGAGCGGAUCCUCAAAGAAAAUGAAGCACAGAGAGAGAAGGAGAUAGAAGAGCUGCGCAAAAAGUUUGAAGGAGAAGACUUUGAAAGAGAAAAAAAAGAGAAAAUUAAGCAACAUGAAGAGGAAGCAAGAGAAAAGGCUGAAAGAGGUUACUACUAUUAUUUUGAAAAGAUUAUUCAGCUGUUAUUUGAAAUUAUACUACGAUAUUUUGGAAUGACAGCAGGCAAUGUUUCAAAUUUCAACUUGAAAAUGCAGUUAUAAAUAAUUACUCACUAUGUUUUUAAUUUUAAAUUAGUAAUGUCUGAGCAGAAUAAUGUCAUCACCAAAUUGGUUAUUUGUUAUGUUUUAACAAAUUAGUAAUGUUUAUUUUGUAACAUUCAUAAAAGUCGCAUUUUGUCAGAGGAAUAAUAAUAAUCAGAGGAAUGUAGUAAUGAACAUUUAACAUGGAAAUAUGCUAUGACUUUUUCUUUGGUUUUAUUGGCACUUUUCACCAUUCUGUUCAUAUACUAUUGACUUUACUUUACUUGAGCUAUUAACUUCAUUAUUUCUUUUUCAUAUUCUGCACAUCACAAACAUACAUUAAGCGUAUUGAAAGCAAUCAGCCCAAAGAGGGUUUGUGUUCUAGAAUUUUUUUUUAUUUUAAAAAUUAUUAAUAAUAUUUGCAAGAACAAUUAUUCCACCCUGCAAUGUGGUAAAGUCAACCUCAGAAUCCUGGCAUUUCUCUAAUAAGAUAUAAUGUUAGAAGUUUAAGUUAACAAUACUCUCUGGUGUAUAAGCACCAUAACAGACAGAACAAUUAAGAUUUUAAUAUAUAUUGCAUUAAAACUAGUCCUAUAAUACAUAAUUCAAUGAGUAUGAAACAGUGAGUAUAUUUAGGAUUUUUAAAAAUUCAGGAAUUUAAAUCUUACCACCUCACAGUAAUCUCACCCCUACAGUAAAUCUACAUCUCCCUUCAGUAUUGAACAGAUUUAAAACAACCUAGAACCUGUCUCAUUCAGGAGUGUUAUUAUGCCCAUUACUGCCCAUUUAAUCUUGAUGGUUUCUGAAGGUGGAAGUAAAAUCUCUAUGGGAUUCAUUUUUGCAUUCCCCACUUGCCUCCGAUUGAUAUGUUUUGCUGACUUUUCCUGACUUUUUGUUUCUUCAAUGAUGGAGUUGUAUUAUGUCUUUAAUGUUACUUAAAUUUACAAUUUAAAGUAUUUUUUUGUGCAAUUAUCAUAAUUGUACUUUUGCCUUUAUUUCUGUUAUUUUGUAACUUCACACCACUUUUUGUGACAUGAUAUCUUGCCCUUAAUCCAUUUCUCCAUGACUUGAAUACAUAAAUUUGUGUACCUAAAUAUUA